Messenger RNA from Xiphophorus maculatus (southern platyfish), 1811 nucleotides. Its product is annotated as gastrula zinc finger protein XlCGF57.1-like. Gene Ontology annotation, cellular component: nucleus. Lineage: Eukaryota; Metazoa; Chordata; Actinopteri; Cyprinodontiformes; Poeciliidae. The record is from RefSeq and is a predicted model, not a curated record. Gene Ontology annotation, molecular function: RNA polymerase II cis-regulatory region sequence-specific DNA binding; DNA-binding transcription activator activity, RNA polymerase II-specific. The transcript has 2 exons. The coding region runs from base 97 to 1689 and encodes 530 amino acids. Gene Ontology annotation, biological process: regulation of transcription by RNA polymerase II.
UGUCAGAAAACCAGAGGGUAUGAUAACAAUUCUGACAAAUUAAAACAAAAAGAGCAGAAGAAAACGCACAAAGAUAAAAAUCUGUAUUCAUGUACGAUGUGUGAUAAAUUGUUUUCUCAAAAGACUCACUUGAUCUACCACAUGAGAACGCACACAGGUGAGAAGCCUUUCUCAUGCAAGUUUUGUGGAAAAUGUUUCAGUCGAGAAAGUAUUGUGAACAAUCACCUGAGAAUCCACACAGGCGAAAAGCCCUUCUCAUGUCUGACCUGUGGAAAAAGUUUCACUCUCAAACAUAAGUUGACGGAUCACAUGAGAAUUCACACAGGUGAGAAACCGUUUCCGUGCAACGCUUGUGAUAAAUCUUUUAAUCUAAAAAGCAAUCUGAAGCAGCACCUGAGAAUCCACACGGGCGAGAAGCCUUUCUCAUGUGUGACCUGCGGUAAAAGUUUCAGUCAAAGAAGUCAAGUAACGCUUCACAUGAGAAGUCACACGGGUGACCGACCUUUUUCAUGCGUGACCUGUGGGAAAAGUUACAGCCACAAAGGUCACCUAACUGAUCACAUGAGAACUCACACAGGGGAGAAGCCAUUUUCAUGUCUGACAUGUGGAAAAAGUUACAGUCAGAAAGGCCAUUUGACAGUUCACAUGCGAAUUCACACAGGUGAGAGGCCAAAACCUUUCUCAUGUGACAUCUGUAAAAAGUGUUUUGCUUUCAAAUCUGCUUUUGAUGCUCACAUGAGAACUCAUACGGGUGAAAAGCCGUUUUCAUGUGUGAACUGUGGAAAAAGUUUUAGUCAAAAACGGGAUUUAACUCUGCACAUGAUGAUUCACACUGGUGAAAAGCCGUUUUCAUGUGUGAACUGUGGAAAAAGUUUUAGUCAAAAACGGGAUUUAACUCGGCACAUGAUGAUUCACACUGGUGAAAAGCCGUUUUCAUGUGUGAAAUGUGUGAAAGGUUUUAGUCACAAACAGGUUUUAACUCAGCACAUGAUGAUUCACACUGGUGAAAAGCCGUUUUCAUGUGUGAAAUGUGGAAAAAGUUUUAGUCAAAAACAGCAUUUAACUCGGCACAUGAUGAUUCACACUGGUGAAAAGCCGUUUUCAUGUGUGAACUGUGGAAAAGGUUUUAGUCGAAAACUUAGUUUAACUGAACACAUGAUGAUUCACACUGGUGAAAAGCCGUUUUCAUGUGUGACCUGUGGAAAAGGUUUUUGUCAAAAACAGGUUUUAACUCAGCACAUGAAGAUUCACACUGGUGAAAAGCCGUUUUCAUGUGUGACCUGUGGAAAAGGUUUUUGUCAAAAACAGGUUUUAACUCAGCACAUGAAGAUUCACACUGGUGAAAAGCCGUUUUCAUGUGUGACCUGUGGAAAAGGUUUUUGUCAAAAACAGGUUUUAACUCAGCACAUGAUGAUUCACACUGGUGAAAAGCCGUUUUCAUGUGUGACCUGUGGAAAAAGUUUUGGUUAUAAACUGGCUUUAACUCGGCACAUGAUGAUUCACACUGGUGAAAAGCCGUUUUCAUGUGUGAACUGUGGAAAAAGUUUUAGUGAUAAACAGCAUUUAAGUCGGCACAUGAUGAUUCACACUGGUGAAAAACCAUUUUCAUGUGUGACCUGUGGAGAAAGUUUUCGUCACAAGGUGAGUUUAAUUCACCACUUGAGGCGUCACACAGGUGAAAAGCAGUAGAAGUAUUUUCCAUACAUGUCCUAUGUUGAGGUUCACUAUAGAACUGAUUUGGUUUAAAACUAGAAUGAAAGACUGGAGGGGUUUCAUGUCUAUAAAGCUGAAAAUUGUUGUAUUUGUUAAAU